Messenger RNA from Nylanderia fulva, 1415 nucleotides. The record is from RefSeq and is a predicted model, not a curated record. Lineage: Eukaryota; Metazoa; Arthropoda; Insecta; Hymenoptera; Formicidae.
GAAUCUGAAGAAUAUGAACAAAAAAGAAAGAAGUUUAAAAAAAAUUCAAAUUUUAUAGAAAUGAGCAUAGAUAUUGUGGCACAAUUACGAAUGUACAUGUCUGAUAUCAGAUAUAAAAAUUGUGAUUACUUUAACUCAAUCAAUAAUAAAAUUUCUUUUAAAGAUAUGGUUUAUGAUCAUAAGACAAAUUAUGUUUUUCUAUUUACCAUAGUUAAUAAACCUGAAAAUUUCAUGAAAUAUUUGGUUUUCAUUGAUGAGAUUGAAAACUUGAUUACACAAUCUCCACGGAGAACUGGUUGCGAUUUAACCGAAAGAUAUUGUUAUGAAAAAAUAUUAGACAAUAUGAAGAUGCAUUCUCUAAUAAAAGAAUGGAAUGUGUUUCGACAACUACCUCAGAGGGAGCAAGUUUUGGAAUGGGGUGCUACUCUUGCGGCCCAAUCUAUUCAACUCAGAAAGAAUGUAUCUUAUUCGGACAUACAAGCAUCGCUAAAUAAUAUCGCACUAGAGGUACAGAAUUACCUCAAAGAAAAACAUCCCGAGCAUUCGAUAUUCGGAAUGUCCGCUGAAACUUUGUCUUAUUGGACGAACAAUAAUAUCGACGAUAAUCACUGGAGUGAAACAGAAGGAAUACAGAUUAUUGAUACAUUGAAUGAAUAUAUAUUUGACAAAUUAAAUUUUCGAUUUUGCAACCCAGAAGACACAAAUUUAGAAUACAUGUGCAUAGAUAAUGUAUUGAAAACUAAAUAUGGCCAAAAAAUAAUUUUAUUAACAAUAUAUCACAGCGUGGCCAGAAGACUUGGUCUACGUUGCGAUGUAAUAGUAGAAACAGAAGAGUACACUUAUGAUAAACCUUUUCUAGGCUAUAGAUACUUUACUUAUUGUUAUGAAAAUAAUACAUUUAAUUUAAAACCUAAUUUUCCUACUAAUUUACCUACUUUUCCUAUGUAUUCCAUACGUUGGGAACCAAGAUAUGCUACGGAUGGAUCAGAAAAUGAAAGAUGUUUCGACAUAAUUUCUAAAAAAUUCCCGUAUUGUCUUGUCUACAAACGAUUCGGACGCUAUGAGUUGUUGAUUCAUUCAUCAGAAAUUAUAUAUCAAAAUUAUGACAUAAUAUGUUUUGAAACGGUUGGUAAUUACUUAUAUAUGAUUUCUAUUGAUUUUAACAUUAAUAAAUAUAACUAUAAUUUUGGCAUAAUUAAACUAAUGAAUUAAUGAAACUUAUUUUAUAGGCAGAAAAAAUGGUAUAAUAUGUCUUUUUUAUUACAAUCAAAACUGUUUUUAAUCUUCUCUAUUUGCUCAUAUAUUUAUUCUAAUUUUUAGACACGAGAAGAAAUAAUGAUGGGAGCUGUGGAUUUGACAUGUAACUUUAACAACAGUUUUCAGAUUAAUAAGCGUAAAUCUGAUCCCUAUUUGAA